Molecule: messenger RNA, 1989 nt
Organism: Drosophila ficusphila
Lineage: Eukaryota; Metazoa; Arthropoda; Insecta; Diptera; Drosophilidae
Product: dnaJ homolog subfamily C member 11
Biological process (GO): cristae formation
Source: RefSeq, a predicted model, not a curated record
CCGAUUGAAGCAGACUAUCGGCACAUUCAACACAUAAAGCCGGUGAGGCCCGUGCGCUGCCCCGUCCCAGCCCCUCUUUGAAUCCGAGCAGCUACCGCGGGACCAGUCACCCUCAUCCUCACAGACAUGGCAUCGGAUCACGAGGAGUCCGACGCAGAGCUCGACGAGAACUACUAUACGUUUCUGAAUUUGCCUCGGGAUGCCACCGCGGAGCAGAUCAACACGGCGUACCGAAAACAGAGCCGAAUCUUUCAUCCGGACAAGCACAUGGAGCCGGAGAGCAAGAAGCAGGCCGAGAUCAUGUUCAACCGCACCAAGAAGGCCUACGAGGUGCUCUCUGAUCCCCAGCAACGAGCAAUAUAUGACUCGGUGGGAGAGAAGGGUUUGCGCACCGAGGGAUGGGAGAUUCUCCAUCGGACAAAGACUCCGGAAGAGAUCCGGGAGGAGUACGAGCGGCUGGCUCAGGCAGCCGCCGAACGCCGACUGCAGCAGCGGACGAAUCCGCGUGGCAACAUUACGAUCAACGUAAACGCAACGGAGAUUUUUGCACCGUACGACGAUUCGGAAAUGCCACGUGUGGAAAUCGGUUCCAUGAGCAUUGCCCAGUCCAUUGAGGCGCCGAUAACGCGCAAAGAUAUGAUCAUUAUGAGUGGUAACUUGUAUUCCUCCAAUGGUAAUGGCAGUGGGGGCUUCGUGGUCGCAGGACGCCGGCUGCUCAACAAGGGCUGGCUUGAACUGUGCGCCGGAGCAGGAAAUGGCUUCCUAUUAGGGCUUAAAGGUGGCCGCACGCUUAGCCAAAAGGUGACACUGAAUGGGGGCACAAAUCUUAAUUUCCGAGACCACGGUGUCAUACCCGCAUUGUUUUCCACUCUGGCCGUGCAGCUGGAUAAGCACACGAUGGGUAGCCUCACUUUAAACGCCGGUCCACAGUCCUCUAUGUCCACGCAGAUCGAUCACUCGAAGGAAACGUACUCCGUGAGCUCGUCCCUAGUGAUCGGCACUCCACACGUGUACUUCGGGCUGUCUUACACCCGUAAGCUGAUGGAGAACGAGUUGAAGCUGAAGCUGGCUGCCAAGGUGGGAACCUUUGGGUUUAUGGGCGAGUAUGGAGUGGAGAAGAAGGUUUCCAAAUACAGUUCAGUGACGGCCACGGUUUCAGUUGGCGUGCCUUCCGGAGUAAUACUCAAAUUCAAAAUACUACGUUCAAAUCAAUCGUACGUGUUUCCCAUCCACCUGGCCGAUGAGAUUGUGCCUGCGGCCGUUUUUUAUGCCUCGGUGACCCCGGUCAUUGCGUGGUUCUUCAUAAAAAAGACUGUAAUGGACCCCAUGGAGGCGGAGCGCAAGAGUAUUGAGGUAGAGCGAACGAAGCGGCAGAACGAGCAAAGGCUUUCCGCAAAGCGGCAGGAGGCGAGUGCUGCUAUCCACCUAAUGCAGGCCACCUACCAUCGGAUUAUGACAGAGGAGCUAGCGAGGAAGGGCCUGAUUGUCACGCGAGCUGUCUACGGCUGCACGGCGGAAGGGGGCAGUCAGUUUAAGCCAGAUCAGUCGCUGGAUGUCACUGUGCCUAUUCAGUGUAUGGUUAAAGACGGAACCCUGCAUUUGCACGACUCCUCAAAGAGCGACCUGCCCGGCUUCUAUGAUCCAAGCAUCGGGGAGGAGAAGAUUCUGCGCAUAGAGUACACCUAUGAAAACCAGUUCAAAGUGAUCAACGUCAAGGACAAUGAGGCUCUUCGACUGCCAUUGCCAGGAUAGUCAAGCCUCGGUGAUCCACGCUGCAAUUAGUUUAAAUCUUCAGUUGUGUUUGUAACUUGUUUUUAUUCUUGAUAGAAAAAACCCAUUCCCAGGACUUGGGGGCAAAUAUCGAAUCUUCAAAUAUUUCCCCAGUUUACAAUACCACUCUGUAACUCGCUUUUUGUGGGAUGCCUAUAUGAUCCGAACAGCGCAAUAAACCAAUAAAACAAAGAAGUUCGGACUAGAGUACAAAAGUUA